CCCCAGACAUUAACUGGCCUUUGCAGCGCCCGCAUGCGAAGAGAGGUCGGGCAUGUCAUCUCCAUUUCUGAUAGGGAAACUGAGGCACAGAGUGGUUAAAAUCAAAGUGAGUCAGUGGCAGAGCUUAGAAUAGAGUACAGAAGUCCUGACAUCCAUUCCCAUGCUCACCUGUCUCUCAGCAUCGAACGCUGGGGGUUGUAGCGCAUGGUCAGUCUUAUCUGCAUGUGUUUCCUUACUGGCCUGCUAGUGAAACGAAACUGGAGGUUCAUUCAGGGUCUUGGCUGCUCGAAAUGAGAUCGGGUGACUUUGUUUGAUGCUGACUGGCUUUCGUUCCACCCCUUGUGCUCCUGCCACGCGGAGACUGCUCGAAGAGGGUGUGAAGGCUCCACUCCCUUGGGAUGCAGCAUGUGCCUGACUUGUAUCCCCGGCUGGCCAGAUCUGGCUGUGGUGUGCGGGAUUUUUGUCAGGCACAGCGCUGGCGUAACGAAAACUACGAGAGGCCUGUGGACCUGGAAGGGUCAGGGGAUGACGACCCCUUUGCAGAUGAUGAAAUCGACGAUCUCUACUCGGGGUCCGGCUCGGGGUAUUUCGAGCAGGAGUCCGGGAUUGAGACGGCGGUGCGGCUCCGCACGGACGCCUCGGUCACGCUCCCCAGCACCCCGGCCGUGCUGCCCGUCACAUCCGUGCAGCCCGGGGCCACGCCCUUUGAAGUGUUGCCUGCAGAGGAAACCACGCCAGAGCUGGUGACCAGCGCCCUGCCUAUGCCCAGGGUGACAGGGGCACCAGCCAUUCCCAACUGGAAAGCAACUACCAGCUGGGCCACGGCCAGCGACACGCCGCCCCCUUCCAUGGCUGCUGCAAGCCCCACGGCUCCCACUGCCUCGCCAACAACCGUCCGGAGGGGCCUGCCCUCCCCCGCCACCACGAUGGCCACCACGCGGGCCACCACGCUGCAAGUGCCCAUCCCAGCCGCCACGGAAGCCAGCACCAUCACGGAGGCAGCCACCACCCGGCUCAUCCCCCCCAGCACUGCCAGGCCCAGAGCCAGGCCAACGUUGAGCACCUCCAGGCCUGUGGAUGUGCCGGAGAAAAGCACCAUCCUGCUGCCGCCUGUUGCUACCAGGGCACCCACAGACAUACUCCAGGUAUGGACAGGGGCUUCUCUAACAGCCCUCGACAACGAGCUGGAGGUUCCCGUCAGCGGAGGGCCCAGCGGGGACUUUGAAAUCCGCGAGGAGGGAGACACGACGCGGCCGGAGCUCAAUAACGAAGUGGUCCCCGCGGCCACGCCGGCAGCAGGGCCGGGGCUGGGGAAGAACGCCGAGCCCGGCCUCAUAGACAAUACGAUAGACUCCGGGAACUCGGCUGCGCAGCUCCCCCAGAAAAACAUCCUGGAGAGGAAAGAAGUGCUAAUAGCCGUCAUCGUGGGUGGCGUGGUCGGGGCUCUCUUUGCCGCCUUUCUGGUCAUGCUGCUCAUCUACCGGAUGAAGAAGAAGGACGAGGGGAGCUACACGCUGGAGGAGCCAAAGCAGGCGAACGUCACGUACCAAAAGCCCGACAAGCAGGAGGAGUUCUAUGCAUAAAACGAGCCCAGAGUGCCUCUCUCUCUCAGUGUCACUCCGUUUCUGGUUCAAUCCCUCCUCCUCCCCCUCCCCAUCCAGUCUCGCUCGCUCCCUUUCUCAAGGCACUGGGAGUCGAACAAGCAAAUACGAUAAUAAGAAACAAAAUCUUCAGUUAAAAAAAGACAAAUCAGAGUGUCACCGACUUGAAACAAAGACUGUCACCGUUCUCCAGCGGACAUGGAGUUUGCAGGGGACAGCGAGUGUGAGGAGCCAAUGGGCAGCCACCUUUCAGUGCCUGUGUGAUGCUUGGGUGGUCAUUCUGCUGACGAUGGCUGGAGUUUCCUGGGUUUACCAAACAACAGGACUGACUGAGAUCUAAACACCUGUUACCAGAAUGGGGGGCGGGGGGCGGGAUGAGUUUCUCUGUUGGCAGGGUGGGGGGUUGGUUUCGUACCAGGAAUUGCUGCUCCGUCGCUCUGUGUGGAGAGGUUGUGACUGUCAAAUACAAUUUCAAGCCUUGAAAAAGCACAAUGAGCUGAACCAUCCAAUGCUCCAGUUUGCUCUCGGAAUGAAAAAUGGCCGGAGGGCUGGGCUGAGCUUUGAGAUCACCUCGCCGCUGCGGGGAGCCGCGUUUUGCAGUCGUGUGGCGCUCCCCUUCUGACACCGCUUCACGUCAUCGCAUUGCUGUGCACAGCCAGAGACCUGCAAUGUCUAGAAACCAUGUUCUGGGGCUAGCAAGGGGCUGGGUUCAAAGGGACCUCGCUUUUGCUGGGUUUUCACUGUGACAAAUAAAACUCGGCCUGCGCAGUAUUCCUUGCUCUUUGCAGACAACCACACUGAUGUUUUAAAGGGAAUUGGGACCUUUUUUGGGGGGGCGGGGGAUUGACAAAACCAAGAACAAAAGGCUAAGAGCUCUUCUGGGUUCCUUUGAAUGUGAUAAUAUUUCACAAACCUCAUCAAGUGAAAAUGAAGAAUUGAAGCUCCCGGAGGAGUGAUAGCCCUUCUCCUCAGAAGCUGGUUGGUGAUGGCUCCUGUCAAAUUGCAGGGUCCCUGGGAAAUUAAGAAACACUAGGAAGCAAUGGUAGCUUUCGAGAGCUGCAGCAGGUCAGUCUUGCUCCAAGACACAUCGUUUGUUCAAUCCACGAUUGAUGUGUUUCCAUCUUUUCGUUUUAAAACUCCUGUCUGGCCCUUGCAGCCCUGUGCUGGGCCUGGUGGACUCCCAAUGAGUUUUGGACCCGGUUUGCGUGGGAGCCAGAAAGGAAAACGGACUGAAAGCAGCCAUGAAACUGACUCACGGGUUUGUAAUCCUCGGAGGUGCGGUUAAGCUGGGAAGGGAGUUAGUGGCACGAGGGCCCGAUCGGGCAGUGUCUUUGGCCAGACACUGAGCUGGCUGGCUUGGGGAAUCGAGAAGGCUGCUAAUGAGAUUUGUAAAAAGCUGGUUUUGAUCCUGGCCACGUCUCUGAGGCCCUGAUUUUGCUUGUGUGAGUUUAAAGCAGUCGAUGUGCCUGUGCCAUUGCCCCGGCUCAUCGUCUGCCGUCAGCCCUUCCAGUGGCUGGCUCGUGGGAGUGGGGGGUACCAGGAUGCUUGUGGCUCUGUGCUCACACGGGCAUUGGCACUGACGUGCUUAGGUCAGCCCUGUAAAUAACUAACCCAAAGGUGUGUCGCCCAGGGGUCAGCGAGGGCACACACGUGAUCGGGAAGAGGGUGCGCCCGGCAUUCCCAGCUGGCUGAGGCCAAGGACCUGCGGGCAACGCUGGGGGCGUUCGGCUCAUGGAGCCAGCAAAGCUUUCGGCCCAGCCCGGAGAGCAAAGCGGCUCUGUGGGCAGGUGGGAGAGGAGAAGGUCCGGCAGUACCAGUGGGUGUCUGGUGAAAGGCACAAGAAGGAGCCUGUGGUGAUGUCACACCAGCGCAUUUGCACGGCUGGCCGCAGAAUUACUCCUGAGGGGUCCUGGCACGACUGACGGCAGAACCAGGCUGCCAGUCCGGAAAGGGCCCGUCGAGGGCUGCUGGGAGCUCACAGCCAAAUGUUUGAAAGUUUGGUGCCAGUCUGGAUGGAGGCCCGUUUUCCCCCAUCAGUCUCAGGCUGAGCCAUUUCCAAAGGGACUUGGACUUUGAGUGUCUUUAUUUACAGGUGCAGUAUCGAGACCUUCGAGGGGGUCUGAUUCUCAGGGGUGGACGUGCAGCACUGUCUGAAAACCAAGCCCUUAAAGUGUUUCAAUUUCAGGCAUCCCAAAACCUGAGGCAACCAACCAGCAUCAGUCCCUUUGAAAGACACGGUCCUAAGCUUUUGAGUCUAUAUUGGAGCCUCCACGCUUAGUCUUUUAAAUUUUGCUUUUCUCAGCUUCCUCAUUAAUCUGCUCCGUUCUGGUUUUCCUUAAUAGUCUGAAGUGCUGUAAUACAACUUUUUUUUUCUUAUUAUCCACUUAAGAUUAGAGCCCUCCGCUGGUAUUAAGUUGUAAUCCCAAUACUUAAAUCUUGUCCAGGUCGGAAGUGAGUAGCAAUCUCUAAAUGUGACGGUUGGAGCAGGCUGAGAAAUCUAAAA
Pelodiscus sinensis (Chinese soft-shelled turtle) is the source of this 4104-nucleotide messenger RNA. The record is from RefSeq and is a predicted model, not a curated record. NCBI's taxonomy places the organism in Eukaryota, Metazoa, Chordata, Testudines, Trionychidae.